CAGAGCAUUCUCGUUUUGUUGGUUGGCUUUGGGGAAUCGUCAUUGCUUGUCGAUAUCCAUAGACAGGGAUACGUUGCAGGCAGAUCGACAGAGAUCCACUCGAGUCGUUUCCUUGGAGGAUACUGGUGUGUAUCUUUCCUGCAACCACGUGGCAAAACUGUUGCAGGCGUCGCGCUGAAGAGAACAAAGAAGGAAGGCUAGGAACCAAUACAACAGCCGAUCGGUUCUUCUUCGAACCAAACCAAACACGGCUCAAAGCAACAGAAACAGAAACAGAAACGAGGACCCUUCCGUCCGCAACGCCCGGAAAAUGACAAACUACGCGUAUCCUCCCCCGGGAGAGCAACAACAGCAGCAGCAGCAGCAGCAGCCUCCAUACUACGCGGGACACGGCGCCCAGCAGCCGCAGGGCUCCUACGCAAGCCGGGGCGGGGCCCCUUCGACUUCCUCCUCCCCGCUGCCCCCCCACCCGCUCCACCACGGGCAGCACCCCCAUGCCCACGCGCAUUCGCUUUCCCAUUCGCAUUCGCAUUCCCAGCACCCACCGCCAUCGGCCUCGUCGUCUUCGGCCUACCCGCACCACCCGCACCACCCGCACCAUCCCCCCUCACAACACUCCCACCAUCCCUACCCACACCACCCGUACCCACACCACCCUUCCUACCACCACCGGGGACACCCCGACUAUCCGGGCGGAAGCGGCAUGGGCAUGGGCCAUCCCCCCCACCACCACCACCACCCGCCGCCGCCCCACCGGUACGGCAGGACGGCCGGGAGCCGGGGCGGCCCGGCGGCGGUGACGCCGAGCGACCAGGUGUCCUCGGCGGCGGCCCGGCAGGGCUACCCGCCCCACCCCUCGGAGGCCGCCGCCGCGGCCGCCCACACCGCGGGGGCCUUUGCGACCCCCCGGUCGGCGAAGCGAUCGGCGGCCAUGACGACGCCGGGGAGCGGCAGCAACAAGCGMGGGCGGAGAAGUACGUGCCGGGACGCUCUUGUGUCGUGUCGUUUUGUGUCGUGUUGUGUUUCCUCCGCAUCCCACUCACUCACUCACUCGUUUCAUGGUUGCAUUGUUGCGUUUCUUUGUCUUUUCUACUGGGUGCUUUCGCUCCGGUUCGGUCGCAAUCUUCAACRCCCAAACCACCCACCACGAACCCCGCAUCCCAGGCGAACCACCACCGUCGGCAUCGUCGGGUAGGUCCUCGCGGGCGAGCCCCACGUCGGCUUCCGGGACCCCGCUGUCGUCGCGGUACGAUUCCUCCCUGGGGCUGCUCACAAAGAAGUUUGUCAACAUACUGAGGAAUAGGCCCGAGAACUCUCUCGAUCUCAACCAUGCCGCGACCGAGCUGGGGGUACAGAAGCGUCGGAUCUACGAUAUUACUGUGAGUAGCUCYUKCAUUGUUGUACGCUCUGGUGRUCCGGUCUCGUGCUGUKGUACACGACRGAAUGUGAAAUGGGACGUGAWCUGUUGGUUUCCKUCUCGURYAGAGGUAUCAWYCASGCAAUGCUUUGUGUUUCCUCURACGCAUCUGUUCUAACUAUUUCAUGCUGUAUCUCUCUCUCUCUCUCUCUUCUCGUUGCGAAACAMACMCRCAAACCAACGAACCGCAGAACGUCCUCGAGGGGAUCGGGCUUCUGGUAAAAAGGGGGAAAAACCACGUAUCGUGGAACGAGAAUCCACCGGAAACCGCGGCACAGGCCGUCGCGGAAGGACUAGGGGGAAAAUCAAAGACCACCGACGGGGAUGCGAAGGGGUUCAAGAGCCCCUCGGACGCAAAGAAUCCGAAAAAGAAGGUACAGAACUCGGCCGAAUACGAAGCCAUGAAAAAGAARCUYUCCAAGCUCAAGGAAGAGGAGCGCAAGGUCGACCACUACCUCGCCUACCUCAAGGAGCAGGCCGCCGUCUACAACGGGCGACACCCACCCUCCAGGGAGCAGCUCAUGUACCUACCCGGAGGGAUCAGCAACGUGCCGGAGCACAUGUACGUCAGGUUCGACGACAUCACCCGCAUGCCGGCCUACAAGUCCGAAACCGUCAUCGGGAUCCGGGCACCGGCGGGAACGGCCCUGGAGGUUCCCAACCCGGAAGACGCCGACGGCAGGUACGAAAUGUACCUCAACAGCAAGGGGACCGGCCAUCCCACCGCGCGUGGGGCCAAAGGGGAACCCAUCAACGUCUACGUGGUCCAGCCAAGGGUCGACCAGCAGGACGGUUCCCAGCAAGACGAAGCGAGGGCGGGUGCCCCCGGAUUUGCACAGGAGACGCCUCCGUCGCCCCAGCGAUCCUCGAAGGCCACGGCGUCCGAGGGUUCCUCCAAGACGGCCUCCAGCAAGACCGAACCCACCGACCAGCAGCAGGAACAGCCGCCRCAGCAGGGACCCUUUCGUCCUCCGUCUCGGGACCACCCGGACCACCACMUGUACGAAAUGCMMGGUCACGGGGGAGGAGAAUACGGCUCCGAGAGGAUUCCGCCGUAUCCACCACCCCACGUGGAUCCUUCCUGGGGCCCCUACGGCCACGGACCSCACGGGUAUUAUGGCCAYCCCCCGCACCACCGGUACCCGGGAYCGUCCGAUCCUCACCUGCAGCGAGAGGGCGGAGAUCCGGAAAGCCGGGGYAGCAACCGACGGGAGGCCUUCCGUCGCAGGCCCGCCGGGGGUCCCCAUCCCUAYCCCCACGCCCACGAAAUGGGAAGGACCGCAUCGGCAGGGGGCGAGGCACCACCGGGCCGGCCUCCGUCCCCCUCGAGCCAGCAGAACAACCAGCUCCUCACGAUGCCCCUGCAGUCGCCGAACGAGCAGCACCUCCUCCACUUUGCGUCCCCGGCGGGUGGCUUYACGCCUCCCCGGGGGAGCCGGGAACGCGUSGCGAUCCGCACGGGCAGCCCGGAGGCCUUUCCCAUUCUCUCCCUCCCCAACGAYAGCAGUUCGAGGGAGUACACCGACGGGUGGCAGCCACCCCGGCCGAAGCUGUCCAAGGGACCACAAGGGUCCCACCGAUAGAACACGCGUUCCGKCUUGCCGGAUCCUCGRGAGAGAACGAGUGGAGAGAACACCAAGCAAGCAAACRCCGCCGACCAGYCAAUCGGUUUUGAAAAMAAUACCAGCGGGGUGGAUUGCAUCAAUCACUCCGUGGAUCGUACGAUUGAUCCUGWGUCUACYKCGGUUCGAUCACUACAUGUAUCCCCCUCUYGGGGGAAUGGGGCGGGAACAACAGUAGCAAAGCAACGUUGCCCUGGCUGCAAACCUGAGGAACAAAGAUGCGUCGGCACGCCCACUGUGUUGCCAUGCCACUUCUUGUCGAGAAUACGAAUGGUAGCCGCGCCCUCCUCGGGGGGAACGGGAUCGAUUCGCUAUCUAUGUCGCUAGCCAGUUCCACACGAGAUACGGACCGAAUCCAUGCAGCAAAUCGAAGUUGCAUAGUGUGGUUCCCAUUGCGUGGCAUGACAGGGGCUUAGAGCAUGGCCUAGCCUCGUAGGCGAAAGCAGUAUUUGUUCUGCUUCUUGUUUCAAGUUAACYUCGUAGCAUUGCAUUAUUUAUUUUAUGUGAAUCAAAACACAAGACCAAC
Molecule: messenger RNA, 3565 nt
Organism: Pseudo-nitzschia multistriata
Lineage: Eukaryota; Bacillariophyta; Bacillariophyceae; Bacillariales; Bacillariaceae
Source: the annotation of a GenBank genome assembly